AUAACCACACUCAAACCUGCCUGCUCAUCUGGAUGCAGCUGAGAUUCUAGGUGUGCAGAGCCUCCAAGUGGAAGGAGUGCUAACCCGUGUAUCUUCAUCUUCUUGGGGAUAGGAGGCCGUGAGGUGACCGAGAUGGCCUGGUGGAAAGCCUGGAUUGAACAGGAAGGCGUAUCAGUGAAAGGCAGCCCCCAUUUCAACCCAGACCCCGAUGCAGAGACCCUCUACAAAGCCAUGAAGGGGAUCGGGACCAAUGAGCAGGCCAUCAUCGAUGUGCUCACAAGGAGAAGCAGCACACAGCGGCAGCAGAUUGCCAAGUCCUUCAAAGCUCAGUUCGGCAAGGAUCUCACUGAGACCUUGAAGUCAGAGCUUAGUGGCAAGUUUGAGAAACUCAUGGUGGCCCUCAUGUACCCACAAUACAGAUACGAGGCCAAGGAGCUGCAUGACGCCAUGAAGGGUUUAGGGACCAAGGAGGGUGUCAUCAUCGAAAUCCUGGCUUCUCGGACCAAGAAACAAUUGCAAGAGAUAAUGAAGGCAUAUGAGGAGGACUAUGGGACCAGCCUAGAGGAAGACAUCCAAGCAGACACCAGCGGCUACUUGGAGAGGAUCCUGGUAUGCCUCCUGCAGGGCAGCAGGGAUGAUGUGAGUGGUUUUGUGGACCCAGGACUGGCUCUUCAAGAUGCACAGGAUCUCUAUGCAGCAGGCGAGAAGAUUCAAGGGACCGAUGAGAUGAAAUUCAUUACCAUCCUGUGCACACGCAGUGCCACACACCUGAUGAGAGUAUUUGAGGAAUAUGAAAAAAUAGCCAACAAGAGCAUUGAAGACAGCAUCAAGAAUGAGACCCAUGGCUCGCUGGAGGAGGCCAUGCUCACAGUGGUGAAAUGCACCCGGAACCUCCACAGCUACUUUGCAGAACGUCUUUACUAUGCUAUGAAGGGAGCAGGGACACGCGAUGGGACCCUGAUAAGAAACAUCGUUUCAAGGAGUGAGAUUGACUUAAAUCUUAUCAAGUGUCAGUUCCAGAAAAUGUAUGGCAAGACCCUCAGCAGCAUGAUCAUGGGAGACACUAGUGGA
This is a messenger RNA of Pteropus alecto (black flying fox), 1071 nucleotides long. Its product is annotated as annexin A8. Gene Ontology annotation, molecular function: calcium ion binding; calcium-dependent phospholipid binding. Gene Ontology annotation, cellular component: cytoplasm. Lineage: Eukaryota; Metazoa; Chordata; Mammalia; Chiroptera; Pteropodidae. The record is from RefSeq and is a predicted model, not a curated record. The annotation marks the transcript as partial. The transcript has 12 exons. Gene Ontology annotation, biological process: endosomal transport; negative regulation of serine-type endopeptidase activity; endosome organization.